AUGUGGGAGCUGUAUAGCAGCCGCAGCUUAUCCGACCUUAACAACCUUCUGCUUCUUGGGCAGAUCUGCUACACCAUCGUCUGGCUGUUCCAUGCAUUCUUCCUAUCCAGCCUACGAAAGCUCCCCGGGCCCUUUCUCGCGAGGCUAACAAGGCUUUGGGAAGUCCGCAAGGUUACCACCGGGGACAUCCACGACAUCAUGAUUGAUCUACAUGAAACACAUGGCCCGAUUGUGCGGAUAGCGCCUAAUCGAUACGACUUUAAUACCCCGGAAGCCGUUAAGAUCAUCUAUCGCAUAGGCAACGCUUUUCACAAGUCACACUUUUACGACCCUUUUGGAUCGCCGCAAUUUAAAAACCUACUCAACGAAUUAGAUAACAGCCGCCAUGCGGCCAUGCGGAGACAGCUCGCAUCGCUCUAUACUAUGUCGACUCUGAUGUCAUAUGAAAGUGCCGUGGAUGGCCAGACACUUAUCCUCAGAGAGAAGCUUCUCAAAUUUUGCGAUCAAGGGGAGGUCAUUGACGUGCCCCAGUUCCUCCAAUUCUAUGCAUUUGACGUUAUUGGAGUUAUUACGGUCGGCGAGUCAAUGGGCAUGAUGGAAUCCAAUACAGAUAUGCACGGUGCCUGCCGAGACCUUGAUGCCAUUUGGCGGUAUGCAGCGGUUGUGGGACUUUUGCCCAGUCUGCAUCCUUGGGUCGUACGAAUUUCCAGCUUUCUUCGCUUGCGGGGGGUAUCGGACGGCCUGGACUCGUUUGUGGAUGCGCAGAUACGUCAAUAUAAGGAAAAGCAAGGAUCGCCAGAUGCCAACACAAACGAGGACACUACCUUUCUUAGCGCCAUGCUUAAGCUAGAAAGACAAGGCAAGGCCACCGAGGCCGAGACUCGGCUCUGCCUAUCCAUGAAUAUUGGUGCGGGCUCCGAUACGACAGCCAUUAGCCUCAGCUCUAUCAUCUACUACGUAUAUACUAACCCGCGUACGUUACGCCAUCUCCGCGAGGAGCUCGAGAGGGCUACCAGGGAGGGAAGGUUGUCAGACCCCAUUAAGUUCCAAGAAGCCCAGGAACUACCAUACUUGCAAGCCGUUAUCAAGGAAGCGCUCCGACUUCAUCCGGGAGUGGGCACGCAGUUAACACGUAUCGUGCCAAAAGGUGGUGUGGUCAUUGAAGGCCAGUACUUCCCUGAAGGAGUUGAGGUGGGCGUCAACGCGUACGCUCUGUACCACAACCAGGAUGUUUUUGGCAAGAACGCAAGCUCGUUUCAACCCGAGCGUUGGCUGGAGUCUGAGAGCGAAGGCAUCAGGAUUGCAGGGUCAUUUGCGUUCGGAGCGGGCCCACGAUCCUGCAUAGGCAAGAACAUCAGCAUCUUGGAAAUGUCCAAAGCGAUACCCCAAAUAGUCCAACAUUUCGAUAUUGAGCUUGAGCCAAGAGACAAGCCGUGGGACAACGAAUGCUGGUGGUUUGUCAAGCCCCAGUACAAGGCUCGUAUCAGACGCAGGACCUCGUGA
Molecule: messenger RNA, 1503 nt
Organism: Fusarium vanettenii 77-13-4
Lineage: Eukaryota; Fungi; Ascomycota; Sordariomycetes; Hypocreales; Nectriaceae
Exons: 5
Coding region: 1-1503 (500 amino acids)
Molecular function (GO): oxidoreductase activity, acting on paired donors, with incorporation or reduction of molecular oxygen; heme binding; monooxygenase activity
Source: RefSeq, a predicted model, not a curated record